GGGACCAGUUAGUAUGUGGUUUAAAAAGUGACGUAAUUAGACAACGACUUUUUGCGGAGGACAGUCUGAGUUUCAGCCAAGCUGUUAAGAUUGCGUGUUCACUGGAGGCGGCGGAGCGCGAUGCGGCGUCGGUGGAGGUCAUGGGUGCAGGGGGCGGCGGCGCCUCAGCCCAUAGCAACAGCGCGGUACAUGCGCUGACGUCAUCGCGGGCGCGCGGGCCAUCCGGCUCGGCGGCGCAGGGCUCCUACGGCCGCGGGCCUAGUGGGGCGCGGAGAUGGGCUUCGCCGGACACGGCUCGAAGUGCUGAUCAAUCAGCUCAGUGUGAGGCGUGCGGCGCACGCAGCCACGGGAUAAAAGACUGUCGAUUCAGAAGGGCAAUCUGCAGUAAAUGCGGUAAAGAAGGCCACCUACGGCGUGUAUGCCCCGCGUGGGCGGAGCGCGCCGGACACAGAUGGGCGGGAAACAGAGGAUACAAACAGAGCAAAUCUCUGCAUCAUCUAGAUGAAGGAGUACCCGCCCAGGAAGAGGAUGACUCAGCAGAAUGUGAAGAGGAGUUAAACCAACUCUGCUUGAGUGGCUACAAGCCGACAUAAGGAGCUAUUCAGCGGCGGACUGGGUAGAUUCACUGGCGGGAAGGUGAGGCUGCGGGUGCGGGAGGACGCGGUGCCGGUGUUCUGCCGCGCGCGCCCGCUGCCUUUCGCGCUCAAGGAGCGCGUGGACGCCGAGCUCGACGCCAUGCUGCGGGACGGCGUCAUCGAGCCGGUGGACUGCUCGGACUGGGCCACGCCGCUGGUGCCGGUGAGUAAGGCGGACGGUGGACUUAGAAUAUGCGCGGAUUAUAAAAUCACGCUUAACCCUGCCUUGUUGGUCGAUAGAUAUCCGUUGCCUAGGUUCGAUGACUUAUUAAUGACCUUGAAUAAGUCGGUUAUAUUCAGUAAAUGCGAUUUAUCCCAAGCGUACAAUCAGCUGGAACUCGAUGAGUCAGCAAAAUAUACGGUAGUAAACACACAUAGAGGUCUCUAUAGGUACAAACGGCUCGUGUAUGGCCUAUCAUCCAGUUCGGGGAUAUUUCAGCGGACCCUUUCAAAUUUGCUAAAAGGCAUUCCUUUCACGGGGGUUUUCAUCGAUGACGUCAUCGUAGGAGGUAGGAAUAUUGAGGAACAUCUAAAAUCGUUAGAGGAGGUCCUGCGUAGAUUGUCAGAAAAUGGGUUAAAAUUGAAGAAAAAUAAAUGCGAGUUUAUGGUGGACGAGGUGAAAUACCUCGGAUAUAUAAUAUCAAAAGACGGUAUCAAAACCGAUCCGGAGAAGGUUAAAGCAAUGGUGGAGAUGGCGCCACCAGAAAACGUAG
Messenger RNA from Plutella xylostella (diamondback moth), 1348 nucleotides. RefSeq lists its product as uncharacterized. Gene Ontology annotation, molecular function: zinc ion binding; nucleic acid binding. NCBI's taxonomy places the organism in Eukaryota, Metazoa, Arthropoda, Insecta, Lepidoptera, Plutellidae. The record is from RefSeq and is a predicted model, not a curated record.